Molecule: messenger RNA, 1041 nt
Organism: Nelumbo nucifera (sacred lotus)
Lineage: Eukaryota; Viridiplantae; Streptophyta; Magnoliopsida; Proteales; Nelumbonaceae
Molecular function (GO): fatty acyl-CoA hydrolase activity
Source: RefSeq, a predicted model, not a curated record
UAGAUGAUUUUGGAAGGGUGUUGAGACGGAAACACCAACCCUAUUGGAACCAGCAAUAGAUUAGAGAAGUCGAAGUCUUCUACGGAGUAUGGAGUAUUAGAUCAAUUUUGGGAAUAUUUCCGUACUUAUGAGUUGGAUUUCACGGGGAAUGGUUCGAACGGGCCUAGCACUGACGGAAUCCGAGCUCGGACUAUUAUGCACUGCAAACAGACAGUGGUCAAGCGGACAAAUCCCUCCACAAAAGCUACUUUUUGGGUUUUUGGGAGUUGGAGUUGUAGAGCGCGCUAGAUAUCAAUUUGUCUGUGUCUGGGAGUCUGCAAAGGACACAGACAGAUGGAUUUGGAAUCAGUAAAGAGGAUGUUGGAGCGAGGAGACAACAAGAGCGGGAAUGCUUCACUGGAUGCUCUGCCUCCCAAAUUCUUCGACCAAUUCAUCGUUCAAGGCCUCAAAGUUGAUCUGAUUGAACCUGGUCGAAUUAUCUGCACCAUGAAAGUUCCCCCUCGUCUUCUGAACUCUGGCAAUUUCCUGCAUGGUGGAGCGACAGCAUCGCUAAUUGAUUUGGUGGGCUCGGCGGUAAUCUCUAGCGUUGGAUAUGUAAUCACGGGUGUCUCGUUAGAGAUCAAUGUUUCUUACCUGGAUGCUGCGUUUCCUGACGAAGAGAUUGAGAUAGAGGGCAAAGCUUUACGUAUUGGAAGGACAAUUGGAGUUGUCAGCGUGGAGCUGAGGAAGAAGAAAACCAGGAAGAUUGUUGCCCAGGGGCGUCAUACAAAGUACCUUGCCAUCUCUAGUAAAAUGUAAAGGAUCUGCUAUUCUUUCCCUUCAGGUGGACUUCACUUAAGGUGUGUGUUGGGGGGGGAGGAAGUCAACCAUAAGAGUUUAGGGGCACUAGUUCUCAUAAACCCAAAUGAUUUUUUUUUAUAGUAUGGAGAAAAUUCAUUAAUAAAAAGUGUACAAUAGCCAGAUGGGGUGAUGGGUUAGCACCCGAUAUCGAAAAGAUAUGUAUGAAAAUGAACUAGAUCAUAAUGAGAAAAGUACUUCAUA